Molecule: messenger RNA, 1470 nt
Organism: Acaulospora colombiana
Lineage: Eukaryota; Fungi; Glomeromycota; Glomeromycetes; Diversisporales; Acaulosporaceae
Source: the annotation of a GenBank genome assembly
AUGGCCUAUACUAAAAGGUCUAAUGCAGCGUGGAAUAAGGCAUUUUCUCAGUUAGACCGUCACAAAUACCCAAGGGUAAUUCAACAAGAGAAAUAUAUUCAACAAAAAUUUCAAAAUAACCGAUUACUAACGAAAGCAGAAAAGGAUGGAUUGCUUGCUCGUCUUCACAAGCAUUAUGAUUUAAUUAGAAUCGAACGCUCUAUCGAAAAAAGAUUAUGCACCAAGUGCAUAGAUUUGUGCAGUGCAGCACAAUAUUGUGAGUUGUGUGUUCGAAAAUAUUUAGAGAAUAAUUUUAGAAAUUGGUCUUCCGGAAAUAGUGUUAUCGAUAAAUUAAUUCAGGAAUGUCAAAAGGAAGUUGUAAUUACUGAUAGCAUUGUCGAAUGGAUUGAAUACGAACAAUUUGAGGACGUUACGUAUAAGACAGAAGGCGGAUGUUCUAAAAUUUAUACCGCAAUUUGGAGAGAUGGUCCUUAUCAUAAAUGGAAUGAUGACACACAAUCUUUACAACGAUUUCCUCGCGAUAAAGUAGUGCUAAAAAAAUUAUGUAAUUCGGCGAAUAGUGAUGGGAAUUGGUUUCAAGAGGUUAAAUCACAAUUCUGCAUUGAUAACACGGGAAAAUACCUCGUCAGAUGUUAUGGAUUGACCAAGGAUCCAAUUUGUAAUGAUUAUCUGCUUGUUUUAAAUCACCUUAAUUGCGAUUUAAGACAAUAUUUGGCGGAAAAUUAUUCGGUGAUGACGUGGGAUAAAAAAUAUGACAUCAUUCGCAAGUUAUCACAGAGGCUAAGCAAAAUUCAUCAAAAAAACUUUGUACAUAGAGACUUGCAUUCGGGCAAUAUUUUGUAUUCUUCGCGUAACGAUGAUUUAUAUAUCGGUGACAUGGGUUUUUGUGGGCCUAUAGAUAAACAAAUAGAUAAUGUCUAUGGUAACAUCCCAUACAUCGCACCGGAAGUCUUGUGCGGUGAACCGCACACCCAAAAGUCCGAUGUAUAUAGUCUAGGGAUUUUAAUGUGGCAAAUUGCGGUUGGCAGGACUCCGUUUCGCUACAUAGAAUAUAAUGAUAAUUUGGUUUCUUCAAUUGUUGGUGGCAUACGUCCGGACAUUCACGAAAGUAUUCCAUUCGAAUACGUUCUCAUAAUGAAGCAAUGCUGGGACGCCGAUCCUAAAAAUAGGCCGGAUGCAUGUGAAAUAAGCAAUAGGCUUAAUCAGAUGCUCAACGAAUUACGUGUUAAAGAAACCAAACAAAGGUCGCCUCAAUAUGCUUCUUUGAAUUAUUUAAACUACUUCAUCAACAAAACGGCAAAGAAAAAUAAGAACUAUUUUAUCUUAACUCCUAACUCUGAGACAUUUACCGAUGAGCAUAGUAAAUUAUUUAUAGCUUCUAACAUGUCUGGGCCAAAAAAUGCAACUAUAGAAGAACAAUUGGGUAUGAUUUUCUAUAAGAUUAACUUUCUCAUGGGCCAGCGUUUAUAA